UUUCUCCUCACGUCAACGUGUACUCUCCCCGUAGGCCGUAGCGUACUAGCGUGUCUCCGUCUCAUCGUCCUUCUCUCAUUCUCCCUCUCGAUCCUUCCUCCUGAUAAGAAACCCCCAAACCCCUUCCUCCAACGAUUAGCAUCACCAGACGCCCCGUCCCCCGCCUCCUCCCAAGCCAGCGCCACCGCCGCGCGGAGAUCCAGCUCGGGCGAGGGGAGGGGACCCAGAUCCUCGACCCCCAGAGCGAGCACGGCGCGGGGCACGAAGGCGCAGGCCGGCGGCAGCAGCUGCUGGCGGACAGAGAAGCUUCGAAUUGGCGCAUUGGUUGGUUGACCCCUAGUGGAAAUGCUCGAUUCACUUAUCAGCCAAGAUUUGAAGAUGGAGAAGGAGAAGCAGCCUGAUGAGAUAGUCACAACUGGUGUUCUUGAAAGUCUGCAGAAUUUUAUACGCAAAUGCAUCGUAGCUGUCCUCUCAUAUGGCCCGAUGCCUAGACACAUUGCGUUUAUUAUGGACGGUAACCGCAGAUAUGCUAAAUCCAGAAGUAUCAAGGAAGGCGCCGGUCAUAGGGUGGGCUUCUCUGCUCUGAUGGCAAGUCUUCUAUACUGUUACGAAAUGGGUGUGAAGUAUAUAACAGUUUAUGCAUUUAGCAUUGACAAUUUUAAACGGGACCCAACUGAGGUGCAAACUUUGAUGGAGUUAAUGGAGGAAAAGAUCAAUGAGCUGUUGGAGAACAGAAAUGUGAUCAAUAAGGUUAACUGCAAGAUCAACUUCUGGGGGAACCUGGGCAUGCUUAGCGAACCGGUUCGACUGGCAGCUCAGAAGUUGAUGGCGAGCACCGCUGGAAACGCAGGGUUAGUCUUAUCUGUUUGCAUGCCAUACAACUCAACCUCUGAGAUUGCAAACGCCGUCAAUGAGCUCUGCGCAGAACGGAGGGAUAUGAUGCAGAGAGAGCACGCUGGCAGCAGCAAUGGCCGUGCCGCAGGUAGUGGCGCGCAUUCGGAUAUUUCAGUAGCUGAUUUGGACCGCCAUAUGUACACUGCCGGUUGCCCAGAUCCCGACAUUGUGAUCCGGACCUCGGGCGAGACUCGGCUGAGCAAUUUCCUCCUGUGGCAGACGACGUUUAGUCAUCUGCAGAACCCGGAGCCUCUGUGGCCUGAGUUCUCCUGGAGGCACCUUGUCUGGGCGAUAUUACAGUACCAGAGAGUCUACCCUUACAUUGAACAAAACAGAAUUCAGGCAAAGAAGCAGCUGUGAAUGAAGUAUCUCAUCUCCUUUGGAAGGAGAUAGAAAGAUAAACAGAUAUGAAGAAAAUGGUAACACCAAUCUGUCCUGCCCAAAGUUGGCUAUUAUAUUAUUAACCUUGUACCGAAAGAGUGUAAUUAUGCGAACCAUGUGUAUUAUGAUGGGUAACCCUUCAUUUCAUUGUUGGGUUUGGAGUUACUGCUUACUUGCCAGUUAGUGUAAACAUGAAUGUAAGCAAAACAUGGAUAUUGUAAGGAAUACAUAUACUCAGUACUCACUAAUAUUUCUGCCAGCACCAUGUAAUAGUUUAAAUUUGCCAUGUUUUA
Messenger RNA from Brachypodium distachyon (stiff brome), 1568 nucleotides. RefSeq names its product dehydrodolichyl diphosphate synthase 6. The record is from RefSeq and is a predicted model, not a curated record. Gene Ontology annotation, cellular component: endoplasmic reticulum. Lineage: Eukaryota; Viridiplantae; Streptophyta; Magnoliopsida; Poales; Poaceae. Gene Ontology annotation, biological process: polyprenol biosynthetic process. Bases 346 to 1254 code for a protein of 302 amino acids. The transcript has 3 exons.